This is a messenger RNA of Biomphalaria glabrata, 2841 nucleotides long. RefSeq names its product nucleolar protein 4-like. The record is from RefSeq and is a predicted model, not a curated record. Lineage: Eukaryota; Metazoa; Mollusca; Gastropoda; Planorbidae. The transcript has 8 exons. The coding region runs from base 194 to 1450 and encodes 418 amino acids.
GUCACCCCACUCACUUGAUACUCAGCCGUAACAAAAAAGGGGGAGGGGUGAUCGUUUUGUUGUUCUACAGAAAUAAGUCAAAUUUCUAUUGUACGAAUUCUACUCCCAUUGGUGAGGAUAGAUCCGGGCUAGUCACCUACAGACUUAACAGGGAGCAGAGACAAAGAGAAUUCGUCCUUCUAAUCACGAGAGUAUGUCCAGCGACAGCAUCUUGAGCAUAGAUGCGCCCCCAUCUUUGAAAGAAUGUAAGGACUCCAAUGAUGAUGUCCCUUGUCAAGUCCAUGACAUUGCAGACUCAUCGUUAUCUGAGACUAUGACAUCCGCCAAAAGGGCAUCCCCUCAGCCAAUGGAAGCAGAUACAAGAGUCAGCGAGUCUCCAGUUGAGGAAGUGGUGUCCAGGAAGAACUCCCCUGUCCCGGGAAAAAUUUUGGAAGUGAGCAAAGGUCAUCCCGAGAGAAAACGUCGAGCCAGUAGUGAGAGUGGUGACAGUGCUAUGACUAAAACAAGUGAAGGUAAAGAUGAUGAUGACGACGAUGAUAAUGAUGACGAUGAGAAAAUCCCAGUCGGCCAUGACAUUGACCCAGAAAGAUUAAAAGCCUUCAACAUGUUUGUUAGAUUAUUUGUGGAUGAAAACUUGGACCGAAUGGUUCCCAUAUCGAAACAGCCUAAAGAUAAGAUUCAGGCCAUUCUAGAAGCUUGUGAUAGACAGUUCCCAGAGUUCCACGAACGGUCACGAAAGAGGAUACGGACCUAUUUAAAGUCCUGUCGACGCAUGCGCCGGUCUAAAGAACACAACGGUUGGGAACCGCUAAGACCAACCCCUCCACAUCUAACGUCUGCUGCUGCUGAAAGCCUCCUUGCCACCGCUUGUGAAAAUGAAAGCCUCAACGCAAAACGCAUGAGACUUGGACUUGAGCCACUUCCGGCUUCAGCAAUGGUUGCCCACACCAGUCUAGUAACAGCACAGACACCUCCAUCUACACAAGCAGCGACACCGCAGCAGCCUCAGCCAGUGGUCACCCAGUCGAACGCACAGCAGGGCAGUCAGUCCUCGCCCAGGUCAAUCAACUGCUCAGUCACAGCCUCUACAGAUUUCCUCCGACACCAACCCCCGCCGCCCACAUUCCGCCCCGCGCCUGACUUCACACCUUCCUUUUUUACCAACGGGCAUGGAACUGCCGCCCUGUUUCGCCCCGGUUUCCCAAACCAUCAGCACCCAGCCCAUCACCACCCUACAGUGCUACCUCAUGCCUCGGUGGCAUCUAACACGACAUCUAACGGUGAAUUUGGUCCUACUGAUCUAAGUAUGAAAAAGUCCACUAACAAAGGUCAGCUUAGUCCAUCUGAAGUGACAGCCAUCAAACAGCUGAUAGCUGGCUACAGAGAGUCUGCUGCCUUUCUUUACCGCUCUGCUGAUGAAUUGGAGCAGCUUCUUUUACAACAAAACUGAACUCCAAGAAAUGACGUUUUUUUUAUCUAAUCUGCAUCAGAGCAGGAACAGUGUCUUCACUGGCUUACUGCUACUGAUUCAAAAAAAAAAAACACAAAAAAAACAAGACCAUCAAACUAUUUAAAAUUUGGGAGUAAUGAACAAAUAAAUAAACCCAAACUGUUUAUUGAUCAGAGCUUUAGGUCUUGUUCCAUGGAAUUGGUGUUUUUGCAAUUCUGAGUCAAGUCCCAUUAGAAAACUUUGAUUGGUACAAUUCUAGCAAGUUAUUUUGAACUUACCAGUGUGGUCAAUGUUUUAUUCUUUUUUUUUAAAGUUUACAAUGUGUCUUUGUAUUCAUUGACCAAGUAUUUAAGCAGCAGAUAUUUUGUUUGUUAGGUUUUGACUGUGUUAACUUUUCAACUCUUGAUCUGGAGUUUACUUGAUGAUAUGUUCCUCAUAAAUUUAAACAAUUCUCAACAAUACAAUGAGAAUUUUUAAAAUUUGUAUUCAUCAAUAUACAUUUUUUUCAAACUUUAUGCCAUUAUUUUUUUUGUUAAUAAAUUAAAACAUAUUCGUAUGUAAUGUACAUAUUUAUCCAAGGAUUAAGAUGUGUCAAGGCAGAUCCAUGUCAUGAUGUACAGUUCUACCAUACAUUUGAGUUCAACAAGCUCACAUUACUGUUGGUUGGGGAUUUUUUAAAAACAAUUUGUCAAUUUUAGUGUAUUUGUAUAUAUUUUCAAAAGCUUCUCUGGAAUUUUAACUCAUUCCAGUUGACAAAUUUAAUGUGUUGAGCACUAAAAUAAAAAUUGCUAUAAAAUACACAUGAAACUAUAAAAGAAAUAACCAGCAUCAAAGAUUACUGAUAAAUGCAUUUUUUUUUAGUAUGUAGCAGUUGUUUCCCUUGUCAAAUUACAUUAACCAUUCAUGGUCUAUGAGUUUUAGUGGAUGUUGACUCACAAUAGUUUCAAAAUGACUUUUAUAUAGGUCUUGGUUGCUCUACAAUUCUUUUUUCCUGGAAAUUAUUAACAAAUAGAAAUAUUAAAAAGUAUAACUUAUAUUUGGGUGCAUGGACUAAAAAAAAAAACUGCUUUAUUUUUGUGCAUUUUUUUGAAAUUUUAUUGCUCAACUUUAUUUGAAUACAAAUUGUAGUUUUAAAAAUGAAUAUCAAUAUAUAAUGAACUUUCAAACUUACAUUUAGUGUGAAAUGGAUAAACUACAAAAUCAAUCUCUGUUUUUAUUGUGUGUAAGUGUAUACAUUUGUGCAGUUCUGUGUGUGUGUGUGUAUGUGUGUUUAGUUAUUUGCAUUAUAAAAUAAAAUUUCUUUUUUAUGUGAUUACACAUAGACUGAAUGGUGACCCAAAGAUGUGCUGUCACAAAGGGAAUGCUAGGGUUGCUAUCCCCCCCCCCCCCCC